Molecule: messenger RNA, 6587 nt
Organism: Dunckerocampus dactyliophorus (ringed pipefish)
Lineage: Eukaryota; Metazoa; Chordata; Actinopteri; Syngnathiformes; Syngnathidae
Gene: clip2
Product: CAP-GLY domain containing linker protein 2
Exons: 20
Coding region: 745-3738 (997 amino acids)
Biological process (GO): cytoplasmic microtubule organization
Cellular component (GO): cytoplasm; microtubule plus-end; nucleus
Molecular function (GO): microtubule plus-end binding
Source: RefSeq, a predicted model, not a curated record
UCUUAAAUCGACAGAUUUUAAACGGAGCACACCAUUGCUAGUGGGGGGUGCUGGAGACUAGUCUACUCAUCCGUCCCCCAAGAGGCUCUGCUUCCAAGGCCCCCUUUGUUCCGUCUCGCCGGUGUGGGUCGUGUCUACCCCAUCAGAGUCACACAUCAUUAAAAGAACCGACGGAAGGGCGAAGAAAAGACAGCCCGAAGAGGUAAUGCAAAGCUGGAGGAACCCCUUCGGAAGAUUAGAGGACAAAAGAAAAGUUGUUUCUGAUGCGUUUGAAGUCGUGGAGGAAAAAGUCGGACAAUCGGAUUUCUCGUGGAGACAAAAACACCACCCACAGACGAUUCACGGUGUUUUUGUUCCAUGCGCUGGAACCGGGAAGCUACGUGCUAAAGCAGCAUUGGUCCGUCACUUUACUGACACCGCCUGCGCGACCCACGGCACGCGGACUCUCCCUUUCUAAGCCCCGGCAGCGUCCAUAUUUGCAUCCCAGGGAGUGGCAGCCUGCUAAUUCUCCCUUCCUUCGUGGAUGUUGCCGCAGUCGCUACAACAAUAGAGCAAACUGGAUGCAUUUUGUGGAGGUGCGCAUUAUCAUCCCUCCACACUCCUCAAGCCUCCUGACUCCAGCACUAUCAGGAGUAGAACAUGAAGACAGAAAGCUGCCACCUCAUCCUCUUCCUCGCCUAGUGCCUGACCCACAAGCCUUCACUACCUCUCAGGUUGCGGUCAUCUCCCCUGAGACUUUUAACGAUGAACAUGCUCAAAUCCAGCGGGCUGAAAAUUCCUGGUCGCGGGCCCAAGCAUUCCAGUCCGAUGGGAAGGACGUCGACAAGCGGAACCUCCAGCUCCCCGGUUCCGCCUAAAGACAAUGUCCUAAUCAAGCCCAGUACGCCACCCAAAGCCUCCGAGGAGGGUGAUGAUGUUCUGGGGGACUACACGGUGGGCGAGCAGGUCUGGGUGAACGGUGUCAAACCUGGAGUCAUUGCCUACCUUGGGGAAACCCAGUUUGCCCCGGGCCAGUGGGCUGGAGUCAUUCUCAAUGACCUAGUUGGCAAAAACGACGGCUCAGUCGGCGGCGUGCGCUACUUUGAGUGCCAAGCCCUCCAGGGCAUAUUCACGCGGCCGUCCAAGCUCACCCGGCAGCCGGUGGCGGAAGGAAGCGACAGCCACUCCACAGAGUCCCUCUCUGCGCACAAUUUGCAAAGCGGCAGUGCCCCCUCUGGCCAGCGGGUGGUGGUGCCGCUCAGAGAGGGAUUGCUCAACAGUGCAGUUAAGACUGGAAACGAAUCUGGCUCCAAUAUGUCUGACAGUGGUUCUGUGAAGAAAGGUGGUGACAAAGACCUUCGGGUUGGAGAUCGAGUUUUGGUGGGAGGCUCCAAGAUGGGGGUCAUUCGCUACAUGGGGGAGACGGACUUUGCCAAAGGGGAAUGGUGUGGUGUGGAGCUGGACGAGCCCUUGGGGAAGAACGAUGGCGCUGUGGCUGGUACAAGAUAUUUCCAGUGUCUUCCCAAGUUCGGCCUGUUCGCUCCGAUCCACAAGGUGAUACGCAUUGGCUUCCCCUCCACCAGCCCGGCCAAGGCCAAGAAGAGCAAGCGAGUGGCCAUGGGGGUGUCGUCUCUGGCCCACAGCCCCAGCAGCUCUUCCAUCAGCUCCGUCAGCUCGGUGGCCUCAUCUGUGGGCGGCCGGCCGAGCAGGACCGGACUGUUGACAGAGACUUCGUCCCGCUAUGCCAGGAAGAUCUCGGGCACCACCGCCCUGCAGGAGGCCCUGAAGGAGAAGCAGCAGCACAUUGAGCAGCUGCUGGCUGAGCGCGACCUGGAGCGAGCCGAGAUGGCCAAGGCCACGAGUCACAUCUGUGAGGUGGAGAAGGAGAUGAGCACCCUCAAGUCGCAGCACAUGCAGUAUGUUACUGAGAACGAGAGCAACCUCCAGCAAAUGAAAGCUGUGUUGGCCAGCACGCAGAAAGCAAAAGUGGAACUAGCCAAUCAGCUGGAAGAAGAGAAAAGGAAAGUGGAGGACCUUCAGUUCAGAGUGGAGGAGGAAUCCAUCACCAAAGGAGACUUGGAGGGAAGAUGCAGGCAUGAUGCAGCAUCCAUGAGGUUGGGUAAGAGAACCAAGCAAACCACGGUGGAGGAGCAGAGUCGCAUCAUGCAGCUGGAGCAGGAGCUCAGCCACACCAGAGCCGAGAUCAAGACCCUCCAGGUUCAGCUUCGACCCCAGCCGGAGGCAGCCCUUACGCUCCUCCUGGUCGACGGGGAGAACGGCGAGCUUAAAGAGGAGACGGCACUAGCGGUGAGCCAGCAGGAGAUGGAGGCGCUGAAGGCAGUGAUAGAGAAACAGAACCAGGAGAUCGGAGAGCUGAGGCUGAAAGUCCAACAGGCCACCAAGGAAAACAUGGACAUGAUGGACACCUGGAAGGCUAAAUUUGACUCUUUAGUGAGUGAACAUCAGCAAUCCCUGGAGGAGCUCAAAGCUUCCUUCACUAGUGACCACGCAACACCACCAGGCCAAGAAUUGGGUGUCCAAGAACUGAGGGCCACUCUUGAGAGCUUGAAGAUGGAGCACCAACUGGAGGUGGAGAACCUCAAGGCCAAGUAUAAGAUAGAAGCUGCCAUCCUGACUAAGGAACAUGAGGACCUCUGCACUCGGCUUCAAGAGGCUAAAGUUCAGCUGGCUGAGAGCAAUCACACCCGGACUGAUGUGGACGCCAAGGAGGGCAGCAAGCAGGCCCUGGAAGAAGCCACUGAAAAGCUACAGAAGGCAGAGAAGAGGCUGGCAGAGAUGGAGACUCUUCAGAGGAAGCAGGACAGAAGCACACAGGAGUUGAGAGAGCUGUCAGAAAAGAAGAUGGUGGACUACCAGGCCUUGAGGAAUGCCCACAGCGAGAGCCAGAAGGAGAUCCAGAAGCUGGAGGAGAAGCUGAGGGUGACGACCAACCAGCUGCAGGCCAUCCAGGCUGACCGCUACACCUCUCACGAUGCAAAUAUGAUCAAAGCUAACGACGUUUCCGAUGAGACAAUGCAGCUGAAACGGAAUAUCGAAGCCCAUUUAAGCAGCAAACCUAUUGAACCUGAAUACAAAACCAUGGAGAAGUUGCUGAAAAGGGAGAAAGAAGUUUCCACUCUCACCUCACAGGUCGAAGCCCUCAAGUCACACAUUGGAGCUCUGGAGAGCAAAGUCCGUAUGGGGGAAAAGAAAGCCGAAGCCCUGGCCAAGGAGAAGGUGCGCAUGGAGGCAGAGCUCGAGUCGAUGACCAGAAAGUCCCAUGAUGCUUCAGGGCAGCUGCUUAGCAUCAGCCAGGAUCUACUGAAGAAAGAGAGGAGCCUGAACGAGUUGAGGGUUUUGCUUUUAGAGUCGCGUCGCCACUCACGGGAAAUGGACAAGGACCUGAACCGUGAGGUGCGCAAGGCAGAGUGGAAGGUGAAGGAGCAAAAACUGCAGGAUGACAUCAAGACACUGCGGGAAAAACUGCUGCUGCUGGGCCGCGAGAGGUUUUCCCCCGACCAUCGCCGACACUCGAUGCUGGACCCCUCUGCCUUGGACUCAGAGGUCAGCCGCCUUCGGCAGCAGUUGCUGAGCACCGAGGAGGCCCUGAGAACCGCUCUGGAGCACAACCAGCAAGUGGACCAGCUGGUGCAGGCCAUGGGCAAGCAUCCGGAGAAAAGCCCGAUUCACGGAGCCAAGUCAGCCAAUGGAAUCCACCAUCAGGAGCCCAACAGCACUCAAGAAGAACAGCAACGCUGAUACAAGCUGAGGAGAAUGCCAUCCAACUGGGACGUGCAGGAAGAGGAAGUUCAUACCAAAACUGCAAGUGGCAGAAAGCACCUGUUAGUCACAAGGACCAAUGAAAGUGCUCUAAUAUAAAUGAGGACUUGUGGACUCGGAGAUAUUAUUAUCAUCAUCGUUAUUAUUAUUAUUAUCAUCUACUCAAGACUUUGGCUGUUUUACAAUUGAAGGAACAUCUUUUGAGUUGCAAGAGAGACAAUUUCAAAAAGCUUGACGGACUAUGAUGACAAAAACUACCACUGAGUCACUUUUUUUUUAAUUUAUUACCGUGAUUUUUUUUUUUUUUUUUUUUUUUUCCUCAGCUUUGAAGUAAUCAACUCGAGUUGAGCUGCCAGUGACUCACAAAAUUCUGAUGCCUUUUUAAGGGAACGGGCUUGGCGGAUGAUCAUUGUCCCAAAUGGUGCAUCGUGCACAAGAUUGGUAAGUCAUGAAGUUAACGAGUAUUAUUGGAGACAUUAAAGUAAUACUUCAAACUAAAUGUGUCCUUUGAAUAUUAAAGGUGCUGUCCCUCUUUUGCUCCAAAUGACACUUUUUUUAACCAAAAAAUAUAAGGACACUACAAGCUACCAUAUGUUACCAACAGUGGUUUAAAAGAACAGACUGUACAAAUAAAUGCCAAUAAUUAUCACAAUUCGAAGUUUUCCUUCGAUCGAAAUAAAAUGAUUGGUGUACAUGCGUGGCCGUGCACGUAGAUAAAAGCAGUCUCCGAGAAACGACUGACAAUUUGGAGUCAUUCUGUGGGUAUAAUACUUGGUAUAUACUCUUGAAUCUUGAAUAAUAGCAUAUCCAUUCAAAGAUAGCUCAUAUUAGCAUCUAAACUUUGUCAAAUUGCUAUCAUUAGCUGACAGCAAACAUAACUAAUUUUCAUGUGUUGGGUGUGGCUUGCAACAUUGGAGCAGGAAGAGGGUGGAAUAUAUUUGUUCGAAAAUUAGCGCCCCCCCCAUGCUGUACCUAACCAAGGCAGACAGCACAUUUUAAAAAUGGUAAAAAUCUACUAAACCGAGAUGAGAAAUGAGCUUGCAUUUAAAAAAAUUGUUAACUUUGCGGUAUCGUACGAAAUAAACCACCAUGCCUCCUGAAAAAAACUUUUGAAAAUGGUAAAAUUGUACUUACCUGAGAUGAGAAAUGAGCUUGCAUAAAAAGACGGUUGCUAGCUUUGCGGUAUCAUACGGAAUAAACCACCAUGCCUCCUGAAAAAAAAAUCUUUUUAGCGUUUUUUUUUUUUUUAUAGCUGUUGCACAUGCUGUAAGUGGACGUGCUGCUAGGACAAUUGGACUGCUCUUAAUUGAAGGAAUACUGUACAUAUUUCUACAUUGUUACAUAUUCCCCUAAAACAUUGGUCCUAGGGGGUACCAUAACACCCAGCACACUGUGGACUGAUGCUGUUCUCGGUGUGACAGUUGCAAAUUGAAGGGCUCCAGGGCUACACACUAUCAAAAAAAUGGGUACAAUUGGUGUCCAUUUCUGUCCCUUAAUGUAAAUCAUAGGGCUCAUUAUUGGACUCCAAGAUAAUCUGUACCUUUUCCAGGACCAGGUUUCAAAGUUGUUAACCAGAAACUUUUAGGAUACCACCCCAGUGCCAAGCUACUGUACCCUUCAAGGAAAACUGCACUUUUUUCUGGAAUUUUGCCCAUCCACAAUCCUUAUGUGAAACGUGAGCACAUGUCUUUCCCUUUUUUGUGCGUUCUAAAGAGAGAACUGUUACUCUGAGGGAGCUAACAAUGCCCGUCAUGGGACACACCAGCUGGACCAGACAGACAACUGUCCAUCGACUAAGUCGACAUGAUAUUAAUUCUGAUACAUGGAGCACAUAUCACAACACAGUCCAUCCAGCCGUGUAUAAACAAAACAUGGCGUGAGGCGCUGCAUCACUACGCCAGAAAAAUAGUUAUUUUUGUUAGCUGUUACAAUAACAAUGUCGCUGUAGCUUGGUUUAUCUACACGUCAGUUAUGUAAAUGGAACAUUGCUUGUGUUUUUGGAGGGUUUUUUUAGGGUUUUAUAGUCCAAAUAGGUGUGUCCCGUUACAUGCAUUGUUAGCUCCCACAUGCUAGCUGUGUUUUAGCUGUUUCUCUCUCUGUUCCGAAGCCGUAAAACACAAGUGCCAAGGGAAUAAAACCAGUAUGUUUGAUGGUACCACCCCAGUAGAAAGGCCCUGAACUUUAAAAGGUACAACCCACUCUGAAGUAUCCAUAGGGCUAAUUGUUGGACUUCAAUGUAACUGGUAAUACUGUUUCAGGGACCAAAAAAGUGCCACAAAAGCAGUAAGGUUAAGGAUAAUGCCCCAGUGACAAAUGUACAUCAUAGAGAAAAUUCCUACGACUCUACGGUCGUCUUUGUACCAUUUCCAGGGCCCCCGAAGUACCAGGUACAGUAUGUCCGCAAGUUGUAGGUAUCAAGGGUACAAAAGCAGAAACUUUGAGGUUAUCACCCCGUUCACAAGUUAACUGAGCCAGGACUCUACUACUGCUUCUCCACAAGGGAGUUUUCAUUUGCAAAAACAUUAUGGGAUCAGAAGUCUUCCAAGUAAUCCUUUAAGCAUUUCACAUUCAUGUCCUGUUUUGAUGGCUAUACAGUAUGGUUGACUCAUGGCUCUGUUUUGUAGACAUGAUAGAUGUCAUGAGGUUAAAAGUGCUGGUCAUUAAUGGAAGAAGCUGCAUUUUGGAUAUUAUUGUACUGUAAGGACCUUUCCACAGGAGGGUUCUCUCUCUCUCUUUCUCUCUCUCUCUCUCUCUCUCUCUCUCUCUGGGAUUAUUGCCGCAUUGCUUUCAGAGAUUGAGUCAUUAAAAAUUUACAACCUGUUCAAGUG